Molecule: messenger RNA, 429 nt
Organism: Plasmodium gonderi
Lineage: Eukaryota; Apicomplexa; Aconoidasida; Haemosporida; Plasmodiidae
Product: 40S ribosomal protein S12
Exons: 2
Coding region: 1-429 (142 amino acids)
Biological process (GO): translation
Cellular component (GO): ribosome; cytosolic small ribosomal subunit
Molecular function (GO): structural constituent of ribosome
Source: RefSeq, a predicted model, not a curated record
AUGACUGACGUCGAAAGUGUUGAGAACAACGUGGUAAUCGAGGAGAAUACCGUGUUUGACCAAACCACAGCAAUACAGAAGGUUUUAAAGAAUGCGUUGGUUCACGAUGGGCUAAAAAUAGGAAUACGGGAAGUCAUCAAGUCUAUCGAAUCGAAGGAAGCAAAGGUUUGUUUCUUGUCUAACGUAUGUUCUGAGCCAGCAUAUAAAAAAUUAAUUACUGCCUUAUGUGCUGAAAAAAAUAUUCCCUUAUUUAUGAUUGAUAAUGACAGCAAGGAUUUAGGCCAAUGGGUUGGUCUGUUCAAAUUAGACAAAGAAGGAAAUGCCAGAAAAAUUAUUGGUGCAAGUUCCGUUUCCAUUAUUGACUUUGGUGAAGAAUCUGCAGAGAGAGACUUUUUAAUGCAACAGAAUCAGACACCAACCCCAGCCUAA